AUGGAUAUGGAUUCUUCUGAAGAAGAAGUGCGUAUUCAUAUGGAUCGAUUUGAAGAACAACAACGAAUAUUCGUUCAGGCCUUGAAACAGAUUGAUGAUGAUUCAAACGAAGAUAAAGAACUAACCAACACCUUGAUGCAGCUAGAUUCAUCGGGGCAAAUACCUAGAGAUCCAGAGCCAAAAGAAGUGUUCACAAGAAGAUAUACGUACCGUGGUCGGGAUGAAUGGCACGAGAAGCUGAUGCACGAUUAUUUUCUUCCUGACUGUGUGUUCUCUGAUGAAAAUUUCCAAGGCCGAUUCUGCAUGCCCAGACAUUUGGUGCUAAAUAUUAUUGGUGAGCUUUGUCAGGUAGAACCUCAAUUUAAUUCCCAGUAUGAUGCACUGAAUAUUAGGGGUCAUAGCCCUGAACAAAAUGUUACUUCGACUUUGAGGAUUUUAGGAUAUGACAGACCUCCAGAUUCUAAUGAUGAGUACCUUCGCAUUAGCAAAACAACUGCAUACAAGAAAGAGGAUUUCCCAGAAUGCUGGGUAGUCUUGACUGCAUGCAUUGGGUAUGGACCGGAUGCCCUACCUAUUGGGUCGGUCAGUAUAAAGGUAAAUUUCGCUAUCAACGGGAAUCACUACACUUAUGGUUAUUAUCUUGCAGAUGGAAUUUAUCCAAAAUGGUCAACUUUAGUUCAAUGUUACCGUCAUCCACCUGUUGGUGAAAUGGGUCGUUCAUACUCGUAUUUCAAUAGUAAACAAAUGAAUCUGAGAAAAGAUGUGGAACGGGCUUUUGGAAUUCUGAAGCAGAAGUUUGCAAUCAUUUGUGGGCCUUAUCGUGGUCUAAGUGCUCGUGAAAUGCAUAAGACUAUGCUGACUUGCAUCAUUAUGCAUAACAUGGUUAUCCAGGAGACUCGUCGUAAUAAGAAUUAG
Molecule: messenger RNA, 915 nt
Organism: Papaver somniferum (opium poppy)
Lineage: Eukaryota; Viridiplantae; Streptophyta; Magnoliopsida; Ranunculales; Papaveraceae
Exons: 3
Coding region: 1-915 (304 amino acids)
Source: RefSeq, a predicted model, not a curated record